AUGUCCAGCAUUGGGCAAAUCUUCCGCGUGACGACUGCUGGCGAGUCACAUGGGAGAGCUAUCUCGUGUAUCAUCGAUGGCUGCCCUCCCGGCCUGGGCCUCACAGAGGCCGAUAUCCAGCCUCAGCUGAACCGUCGUCGACCAGGUCAAUCGGCCAUCACCACGCCUCGUAACGAGAAGGACCGCGUCACCAUUAACUCUGGCACUGAAAAUGGCGUCACUCUCGGAACACCGAUUUUAUUGACCGUCCCCAAUGAGGAUCAGCGACCAAAGGACUACGGUGAUAAGACCAUCGACAUGUACCCCCGUCCCAGCCAUGCAGACUGGACCUACCUCGAGAAGUACGGUGUUAAGGCCUCGUCAGGCGGUGGCCGCAGCUCUGCACGUGAGACUAUUGCUCGAGUGGCCGCUGGUGCUGUUGCCGAGAAGUGGCUCAAGGAGACCUACAACAUUGAGAUUGUUGCCUUUGUCAGCUCCGUCGGAACUAUCAAACUCUUUGCUGAUACAGAGGCCAUGAGCACCGAUCCUGCCUUCCUCAGUCUCGCCGAGACUCUCACCCGCGAACAAGUUGACGACAAUCUUCCUGUCCGAUGCCCCGAUGACGCCAUUGGCCGAGCCAUGGAGGCUCGCAUUGCAGAGCUGCGCGACGAGCACGACAGCACUGGCGGAACAGUCACCUGUAUUAUCCGCAAUGUGCCCUCUGGUCUCGGCGAGCCCUGCUUCGACAAGCUCCAGGCUAGUCUCGCCCACGGUGUGAUGUCUAUUCCCGCUGUCAAGGGUUUUGAGUAUGGUUCCGGUUUCCACGGUGCUGAGAUGACUGGCAGCAAGCAUAACGAUCCUUUCGUGCCAGCACCUGCCCUCGACGCCGCCACCGAGAGGACAGGCAUUCCUCGCUCCAGGCUUCAAACGAAGACGAACCAUUCCGGCGGUAUUCAGGGUGGCAUCAGCAAUGGCAUGCCCAUCUUCUUCAGAGUCGCUUUCAAGCCUCCUGCCACCAUCAGCCAGGACCAGACCACAGCACUUUACGAUGGCUCAGGCGAGGGUGUUCUUGCUGCUAAGGGAAGACACGACCCCUGCGUUGUGCCUCGCGCUGUUCCUAUCGUUGAGGGAAUGGCGGCGAUCAUGGUGGCCGAUGCUCUCAUGCAACAGAAUGCGAGAAAGCUGUCUACAGUUGUUCAAAAACCUUAG
This is a messenger RNA of Fusarium redolens, 1188 nucleotides long. Its product is annotated as chorismate synthase. The transcript has 2 exons. The record is from RefSeq and is a predicted model, not a curated record. Gene Ontology annotation, cellular component: cytosol. Bases 1 to 1188 code for a protein of 395 amino acids. Lineage: Eukaryota; Fungi; Ascomycota; Sordariomycetes; Hypocreales; Nectriaceae. Gene Ontology annotation, biological process: chorismate biosynthetic process; aromatic amino acid biosynthetic process. Gene Ontology annotation, molecular function: FMN binding; chorismate synthase activity.